UCGUUUUAAGUGAUGGAAAGUACAUUUUGUUGCUAUCGCCGGUUAUAUUUUAUAUAAUGUGGGAUGUUCUGCCAGCAUAAUCAUCAAUUGCUAAGCUUUAAUCAGUGGCUUGGUUGCUCGCUAGCUCAGCAUAAUCAGUGUAAUCUCCAGUUAGCACCAUAGCUAGCUGUUUAUCUAAGGUCUGGCUCUGUGUUCCUGUCCUGAAAACAUUGUCAGUUCACUCGCAAGUAAUCACGAAUGGUGAAGCCUUUGUGGUGUCGCUUCGCUAGCCUUGUCAUCCCAGCUACCAAGUUAACUACUAUUCCUAUUGUCUUCCGAAAUACCAAGCCGGUCGUUAGCACUGUCAGAACUUGUAUACCCACAUUGUCGGGCUUUGCAGCCAAUACAGCUGUCAUGUUUCAAAUGAACCGCGGGAAUUUGUUUGCAAGAUAAAUAUAACGUCAGUGCGUUGCUUUGUCAAAAAGGUUUAUUAAACCUGCUAACUAGAUAGCCAGUUGUCCUAACUUUAAUUGGAUAUGCAAGCUAACUUUCGGGCUAUCUGUUGUUGGAAAACGGUGCAGCUAACGUUACCUAUCAACGGGGAUUUUUAUUUCAUCUUGCUGACAUCAUAUAAUUGUCAGCACCAACAAGAAACUCUUAAGAAAUGGAGGCUGCUGGAUGCAUGGUGACGCAGGUGCAAUCCUUCAAUGCUGAACAACAGGCACACAAUCCUGCAGGUGGACACAGUUGGGAAGUAACUGACAUGACCCGACUGCGUCGUUUUCUGUGCUUCGGAUCAGAAGCAGGUACAUACAGCAUAAAGGACCACCAGCUUGGCAUGGAGAACGCAACCGUGCUGAUGCGACUAAUAGAGGAGGGCAGAGGCUGCGAAGUGGUUCAGGAAAUAAAGAAAUUCAGCCUUGACUGCAGAGCAUCAAAGACAAACCCUGCUCUUUUUGCUCUCGCUGUUUGCUCUCAGCACUGUGAUGUUAAAACCAAGCAGGCCGCCUUCAAGGCCUUGAAAGACAUCUGUCGCCUUCCAACGCACCUGUUCACCUUCGUCCAGUUCAAGAAAGAUCUGAAGGAAGGCAUGAAAUGCGGCAUAUGGGGGCGAGCAUUGCGGAAAGCGGUUGCGGACUGGUAUAAUGAAAAAGACGCAAUGAGUCUGGCACUGGCUGUUACAAAGUAUAAGCAAAGGGCAGGUUGGUCGCACCAGGACCUACUGAGGCUGUCUCACAUGAAGCCUGCAAAUGAAGCUAUUGCGGUGAUCAGUAAGUAUGUAACAAAAGGAUGGAAGGAGGUGCAGAAAUCAUAUGGCGAUAAGGAGAACACUGAGGAAACCACCAAAGUUCUCCAAUACUUGGAGGCAGUGGAGAAAGCUAAACACUCUGAGGAUGAGUUGGAAAUUGUCCAUCUUAUAGAGGAGCACAGGCUGGAAAGAGAACAGUUACUGACCAACCACCUGAAAUCCAAAGAGGUCUGGAAGGCGUUGCUGAAGGAGAUGCCAGUGGCUGAAGUGCUGCGGAACAUGGGUAAAAUGACUGCUGACAAGGUCCUGGAACCUGGAAGUUCUGACUUUGCAGCUCUUUGUGAAAGACUCCAGAACGACUCUGUGCUGAAGAAGGCUAAAAUUCAUCCCUUCCACAUCUUGGUGGCUUCGCAAACCUACAAGAAAGGUCAUGGAAAUAGAGGAAAACUGAAGUGGGAACCAGACGAAAGCAUCAUCCAAGCACUGGACAAAGCCUUUUACAAAUGUUUUCUGAAUGUUGAAGCCACUGGGAAACGGUUUGUAGUGGGCGUGGAUGUCAGCGCACCAAUGAACACUACAGGGCUGGGGAGUCCCAUCAAUGCAGCCACCAUAGCCGCAGCUAUGAGCAUGGUUGUUGUGCGAACCGAGGUGGAUUCCCAGAUCCUUGUUUUUUCUGAAGGAGCGGUCUCUCCCUGUCCUGUCACUGCUGACAUGUCUCUCAUGGAGGUAACAGAAAAAUUGGUGAAGAUUCCCAGUCUUAGUACAGACUGUGCUCUUCCAGUCCUGUGGGCUACAGAAAAGGGCAAAGUAGCAGAUGUUUUUAUCGUUCUCACCAACAACGACACCUGGUUUGGGAAUGUCCACCCGGUAGAGGCCCUGAAGCUGCACAGACAAAAAAUGGGAGUGUUCUCAAAGUUGAUAGUGUGUGGGCUCACGUCAAACAGCCUUGGAGUUGCAGACCCAGACGACCGAGGCAUGCUGGAGGUGUGUGGUUUUGACUCUGGGGCUCUGGAAGUCCUCAACAACUUUGUGCUGGAUCUCAUUUGAGAGACGACAGGAGGAGGAAAAUAAAAAUUAAACCUCAAAAAAUGGACAAGCACCAAACGGAACUGUAAGGUGAACUGAAUUUUGUCAAGGACUGUACCCAGAAAAGCAAACAAAAAAGAAACACUAAACCCUUGCAAACAAAACAAAGAAAUCGUGAAAUUGUAAAGUGAAUCAUCUGUCAAGCACUUACUUUAUUCAUUGAAGAAGGAAGUUUCGAUUUAAACAGUUUCUUAAGGUCCAGCAGGCUGGACAAAUUUGUGUAUUUAAGUGUAAGACAUUCAUGUAAUGAAAUGUGAUUAGGGGCUGGGUGGGGUCAGCAGCAAAUUACAUCAUAAUGUAAUUUUUCAUGGAGGGUUCCAGAGUAGGUCUGGAUUUUGUUUUAGAAAGUUGAUAUAAUGGCAAAGAAGUGAGAUCUGUAGGUUUUGUUGUCUAACAAGCAAAUCUUUCAGCUAAAAUGGUAUGUGUGUGCUGCUAAAGAUUAACACUUUAUCGAUGAAGGUUUGUGUGCCGAAAACAUUUAUUUUGUAAGCUAAUACAAUGCUUCUGUAGUUUUUUUUAUGUACAGUGCAGUCCAUAAGUAUGUGACACAAUUUUUGUUAUUUUUGCUCUGUAUUCCAGCACAUUGGAUGUGAAAUGAAAUGAUGCAUGUGACAUAAGCGUGCAGACUGUCAGGUUUAAUGUGAGGGUAUUUACAUCCAUAUCGGGUGAUCCGUGUAGGAAUUGUGGCAUGUUUUAUACAUAGUCCCCCCCAUUUUAGGGGAACAAAAGUAAUUGGUAAAUUUAGCACGUAUUGUUAUAUUCAGUACUUGGCUGCACUCAAUAACUGGCUGAAAUGUGCAACCUUUUUUAAUUCACCAGACACUGAGUAUUUUCCCUACAUUACUAACAAUGUAUCACACAGCUGAUUUUGACAAACCCAGUGUUUUACUAUGUCUCUGCUUGAUUUAUUCUCAUUGUAUGCCUCAUGAUGGCCUGCUUUACUGGCUUUGCCACUUAUUUGGUCCUCAUGAUGUUGAGAGACAACAGCAGCAGACUCCAAAUGCAAAUUCCACACCUAGAAUCAAUUCUAGCUUUCUUGUGCUCAUUAGCUUUCGUUUGCAUGAACUAAUGAUGCAAAGACGCACAUCUAGCCAAGAGACAGCUGAGCAGACAAUUGUCCAAUUACUUUUGUUCCCCUAAAAUGGGAGGACUAUGUAUGAAAAGGGCUGUAGUUCCGACACCAUUCACCCGAUAUGGAUGAAAAUACCCCCAAAUUAAAGCUUGCCCUUUAACCCCUUGCUUACAGUUUCAUUUCAAAUCCAAUAUGGAGUACAGAGCCAAAACUCUAGCACAUUAUGACGUUGUUGUUCUAAUAUAAUAUGAAUUAAGAGAUGACUGUAGACAGCUCUUUUGUGUUACUUUUUAUCAACACUAUUAUUCUACAUUGUCAUACCCUUAGUUCAAACAGAUUGAGGGGGACAAGCUCAUUUUAGGGCUUAGAUGAGGGACCAGAUUACUCCUGUUAAAUGCUUAAUAGGUCAGGAGAUGGUUUUUUUUUUCUCUCUCGGUCACAGUCAGAAAUCAUUCUAUGCCAAGAACCAUAGCAACUUUGUCUUUGGAAGGGGCAGUGAAUUCCUUUUCUAAUUCUGUCUUUUCAUGUUCUGUUUACAUCCAUCCAUUCAUUCUCAGCAGUGCAAUGUUUGCUAUGCAUUACCAGUAGUGUUUUCCAUCAUUGUACUGUUUUUCUAAUGUUCCAAUCAAGCUCUUUAAUUAUCUGGUCAAAUUAAGGUUGCUGGGAAAGGUGGAACAUACUGUAGUAUAUGUAAGAAAGUAAAAACACUUAGAAGGAAGCGUAAGAAUGUUAGUUAUGCAAAAACUAAUUUAAACUAAUGUACCAGUAGUAUUUCACUACGUUUUAGAUGUAACAGAUACAACUGAAUGUACCUUUAUAAAGUUUCUGUAUGACUUCAGAACUGUAUUUUAAAUUCAAAUGCUUUAUACUUCAAACAUGGCUGAAUAAAGAAGACGAGUAGUAAUGCUUUACAGUGAGGAGUCAAUUCAGUCAUAGAACAAUAGCUUAAGUUCAUGCAAUGACUUCAGACUAAUAACUCAAGGUAAAAUUACCUCUUUUGUCAAAACCAACCAAACUCUUUGUUAAUGGCUCCUGUUUUAUUAAAUCGACCCCUACGUAGAAAAUACUAAUUGUCUGACCAUUUAACUGUGAUUUAUGGGUCCUCUUUGAACCUGUUCUCUCAAUUCACCAUCUUUUUUGUAUUAAUUAUUUUGCAGAUAUGAUUAACAUAUCCCUUUUAUUCAUAAGGCUGGUUUCCACACAGUUGGCCUAGUUUGUUGCCGAUGAGCAUGCAAUACAUACAGGGUCAAUCUGAGUUUGACCUGCAACUUUCAUUUUACUUCUUCAUAGCAUGUUAGAAAAAAUGCACUGAAUCUGAUGGACAAGUAACUUCAUGAAUCUGAGGCACUGGUGUUUAAAAUCUUAGUUUGCAUAGUGGGUGGUAUGCUGAAGAAUGCAUGUUGUAAACCUGCUCUGAAAAAAGGCUUAAAUCACUUCAGUGAACAACUCCACACUCCACGCACAGCUUAUGCAUAUCCAAAUUUAAAGGUCCAGCACUUGAUACUUUAUCUGUAUUGUCUGUCAAAGUGAAGUGACAAAUUUAACCGUCAGUGUAUGCACCUAUUUUAGGCGUGAAACCAUUACAAAUUCAAAUCAACCUAUCAGGACUCCUGCACAGUGUGGAUGUACCUUACAAACCAGUUCUGAGAUGUGAAAUUUUCCUAUUCAAUUUGAACCAAUCUGCCUACUGCAAAUAUUGAAAACUGAAUUGAAAUUCUGUGAAUGAAGGUUUUGCUGAACAUAGUGCCUCUGUUUUUGGAAAGCAGUACUACCUCCUACUGAAUCCUCUUCUCAGCCUUAAGCUCCCUUACUUCUUUGCUCUCAUUCGAUCUUCCUAAUAUAUAUAUAACAAUGUGCCGGCAAGCUUUAUAGCUUUUGCUUGCUAGCCAACUAGUGAACAUUCACAGGGCAGAUUCUUUUUAAUCUUUCUUACCUCCAUAAUGCAAAAUUGGUGGUUGUAUUGGGAUUAAUUGUGAAAUAUUUGUCCAACACUUGUUUUGAAAAUAGCAAAAUAGUAACUUUUUUGUGUGUGACAUCGUACUGUAAAGUUGCUAUGUGCAUGUUGUAUUGUAUAGUGGUUACUAAUGUUUCCUGCUCUGUGUAUACUGUAGGUAUUCAGGGUCCACUUUAGUUCGUUUUUAUUUUGUGCACAUUCAUUCACUCAUUUUACCUCCUGCCACCAUUUGUAGACGUAGCUAAAUGUUAUAUAGGGCUGAUUUUUUCUUUCACCUGAACACAAAUGUUAGAGGGCUGAGUUGUAAUAGGUAGCUAGCUACCGCUUUGAUUGUUCAGUUUAACUUGACUGACAUGUAGCUACCAUUUUUAAAAUAAGUCAUUUGUUUUGGACAAGAGGUUUUUGUGUUCUAAAAUCUGUGUAAGGUGUAGAGAAUUGCAAGCAUUUACUGGCACUACAUUAAAGGUUUUUGUGUGCAAGACAUUGUAAUUCAGAGACCAAGCCAAAAUAUAAGAUGUUGUUUACUGCCUAAAUUGUUAUAUAUUAUCCAUGUAGCUUGCUAAGCUAGCUAGCUAUGUCUUUUUUAAACUAAGUGCUGAAACACUGAAACAGUUAAUUAUGUUGACGCAAAUAAGAAUCCGUUGGAAGAUAUGUGAUGUCCCAAACUGUUAAUAAAUCUGAAAUAGAUUUGUAAA
Messenger RNA from Anguilla anguilla (European eel), 6035 nucleotides. RefSeq names its product Ro60, Y RNA binding protein (gene ro60). The record is from RefSeq and is a predicted model, not a curated record. Lineage: Eukaryota; Metazoa; Chordata; Actinopteri; Anguilliformes; Anguillidae. Gene Ontology annotation, cellular component: ribonucleoprotein complex. The transcript has 9 exons. Gene Ontology annotation, molecular function: RNA binding. Bases 644 to 2275 code for a protein of 543 amino acids.